UACUACAAAAUGUUUAAGUGAAAGUGUAUAUAUAACAUACCUUUGUUCUUGAAGAACAAUUAGCUUCUCCUUCUUCUCUUUUUGUCUUUGUUUUGCUUUCAUCCUUGUUGUUUAUAUUUUGUUUGAUUCAUGAUGGUCACUUCCACUCGCUUCUAAAUCGUGUUUCUUUUUCAUACUCGCAAUAUCUUAAAAGUACAAUAUUAUCUAACCCAUUCUAUUUGAAUCAUCAAGAUCACAUAAACAGUGUUAGAAGAUAAUUGAAGGUUAUCUACCACUACAAUUACAUCAAUUAAAUGUCCAUUUCUCUGUACCAUUCACAGUUUAUGACACGUAAACCAUCCUUUGCCUACACUACGCAUUUUUCAGUUACUUUAAGCAAAAAACAUUCUCGACAUUAUUAUCCACCAGAAAAAUAGAACCCUAUACAAAUUCGAUUACAGCGCAAUCUUAUAUAGUAAAAAUGACUCAUUUUCGCGACUUUUUCAGUAACAAUAAUUCAAUGGAGCCAUCAGCCCUCCUAUCCCAAGGCGAUCUCUUCAGCCAACAUGGGGAGGAAGAGAGCAAUGCAACGUUUACACCUAGUAUGUUUGACGAUUGGCUUGUAGACGAGCUUUGUAAAUCUGGCCUUAUACCUGCUAUCGAAACAACGCCAAUAUCGCCUUCGCUUUCUUCGAUAGAUUAUAACAACAGCCAUGACCGAAACUCUACCCCUGUAAGCCCUCCAAAUUCGGUUGUUUCUGUUGAAAAAUCGAACACAAGUCUACCUUCGUCUGCUGCCACUACCAUUCCCCUGUUCCCAGACAUUCAUAGCAACCGUCACCCAUACCAUCCUCCUUCAACGAUCAGUCAAACCCCCUCCAGUAUUCCCGUUACAGCAACCUCAACCCCGAGUCUUCAUCAUCUUCCUCGUCUUGCUCCUCGACCCUCUGCUGAUAGUGGUGAACCGGUUAUUAAAGCCUCCAUCGUUUUCCCUCUCACUGGUAACCAACAAAACCGCCAAAACGCCAGUAAUAAUAGCAAUGGUCCUGGUGCCGGUAGUGCCACAGCUGACGAAAUUGCUCUCAAACGACAAAGGAAUACCGAUGCAGCUCGUCGAUCACGGAUGAAAAAACUACUCAAGCUAGAACAGUUGGAAAAACGCGUAGCCGAUUUGGAAACGGAAAACCAGGGGUUAACGACACGUAUUGCUGUUUUAGAGAGUGAGAAACAGGGACUGAGUUCAAAGGAUGAUUCCCAUGAAGAAAGGAUCCGAGUUCUAGAGGCACAAUUGACAGAAGCAUAUAAAGCACUCACUAACUUGUAAAAACAACAAAACGACUUUUCUUACUCAUAUUCAUUUUACUUUUCAUUUCAACCAAAAAAAAAUAAUCUUUUUGAUGUUUCAGUUUUAAUUUUUAUGUACAUAGUUUUGAAUAAAAUAGAAAGUUACAAUUGAAAAUAAAAUUACACUUCA
Messenger RNA from Mycotypha africana, 1453 nucleotides. RefSeq lists its product as uncharacterized. Lineage: Eukaryota; Fungi; Mucoromycota; Mucoromycetes; Mucorales; Mycotyphaceae. Gene Ontology annotation, biological process: regulation of transcription by RNA polymerase II. Gene Ontology annotation, molecular function: DNA binding; DNA-binding transcription factor activity. The coding region runs from base 461 to 1303 and encodes 280 amino acids. The transcript has a single exon. The record is from RefSeq and is a predicted model, not a curated record.